AUGGAAGAAUUUAGUUCCAUAUGCUAUGCCUCUUCAUCGAAUUUGCGAUCAAAUUCUCCUAUAAUGGUAAAUGAUAACGAUACCCGAGCAACUAAUCUAAUUAUCAAUUAUUUACCACAGAAUAUGACUCAAGAAGAAGUCCGCGUGCUCUUUUCUACUCUCGGUGAAAUUGGUUCUUGCAAACUCGUCCGCGAUAAAGUUUCUGGUCAGAGUCUUGGUUACGGUUUUGUUAAUUAUGUCCGUCAGGAGGAUGCCUACAAGGCUGUCACUUCAUUAAAUGGCCUCAGGUUGCAAAACAAAACCAUAAAGGUAUCGUUUGCAAGACCAAGCAGCGAAUCAAUCAAAGGGGCAAAUUUAUAUGUAAGUGGCUUGGCAAAGACGAUGAGUCAGGUGGAUUUAGAAGAACUUUUCAAACCAUUUGGACAAAUUAUCACAUCGCGCAUUCUCUCUGACAAUGUAACUGGAAUAUCAAAAGGUGUUGGUUUCGUUCGAUUUGAUCGUAAAAGCGAGGCAGAAAAAGCUAUAGAAAAAUUGAAUGGAAAAAUUCCAGUUGGUUGUACCGAGCCUAUCACUGUCAAAUUUGCUAAUAGCCCUGCAGCAAAUGCACAAAAAGCUCAACUUCAGAUCGCCCAAGCAGCAUCAGCCUUAAUGCCUCUUGCUUUUUUGAGUUCAAUUUCGUCUACGUCUGCACGUCGAAUUGGUGCUGGUCCAAUACAUCAUACAUCUCAAGCAGGGCGUUUUCGUUAUACUCCACUGGCUGGUGCACCAGGAACGGGAACUGGCACUGCAGCUACUACUUCUAGUCCUGAGCUUAUUACUACACAGUUGUUGCAAAUGGCCGCAGCCACUAGUUUGAAUUCAAUUUUAGAUGCCAGUACAUCACCUGUGCAACUUGCUGCACUUGCCAACUCAACUCCGUCAGGAAGUGUUGUUGGUGCUGGAUGGUGUAUUUUUGUGUACAAUCUACCACCUGAGACUGAAGAUUCUGUGCUUUGGCAACUUUUUGGGCCUUUUGGUGCAGUCUUAAGUGUUAAGAUCAUCAAAGACUUCUCAACUGGCAAAUGUAAAGGCUAUGGUUUUGUAACGAUGGGGCAGUAUGAAGAUGCGGUCACAGCAAUCACUUCACUUAACGGAACGCAGUUGGGUAAUCGAACUCUUCAGGUUUCUUUCAAAUCUCAGUCGAUGUCGCCAGCAGCACGUAAGCACUGA
Thelazia callipaeda (thelaziosis nematode) is the source of this 1209-nucleotide messenger RNA. NCBI's taxonomy places the organism in Eukaryota, Metazoa, Nematoda, Chromadorea, Rhabditida, Thelaziidae. The record is from the annotation of a GenBank genome assembly.